Molecule: messenger RNA, 207 nt
Organism: Eruca vesicaria subsp. sativa (arugula)
Lineage: Eukaryota; Viridiplantae; Streptophyta; Magnoliopsida; Brassicales; Brassicaceae
Source: the annotation of a GenBank genome assembly
AUGGGUGUAAACGGUCACGGCGAGUUGGACUGGAAGCAGCAAUCUCUGGGACGGCUCGUCGUUCGUCGGCAUCGUCGCUCAAGGGUUCUCUCUCGUGCCAUCGGAGAGCAGUCAGAAGUUGUAGGAGCCAUUGUUUCAAGGUUUGAGAGCGCCUUUCUCUCGGUAGCUCGUGGUGCUUGGCUCCCGACUAUUCUUUGUAAGGUCUAA